UCGGGGGGAAAAGACAGCCGGCCUAUAUAAGCAGGCUGCGGGGCGUUCCCUCGCGCUUCGGUCGCCUUGCGGGUGUUGGCUGAGAGUGUCUUCUGCUCGUUGAGACCGCGCGUCCAGAACGAUGGCGGAAGGGGAUAACCGCAGCAGCAACAUGCUGGCUGUGGAGACUGCAGGUCUGGAAGAGCAGCUGCAAGGAUGGGGAGAAGUGAUGCUGAUGGCUGACAGAGUCCUUCGCUGGGAAAGAGCCUGGUUUCCACCUGCCAUCGUGGGUGUGGUUUCCCUGCUGUUCCUGAUUAUCUAUUAUCUCGAUCCAUCUGUGCUGUCCGGUGUUUCCUGCUUUGUUAUGUUUCUGUGCCUGGCUGACUACCUUGUUCCCAUUUUAGCACCAAGGAUUUUUGGUUCUAAUAAAUGGACCACCGAACAACAGCAAAGAUUUCAUGAAAUCUGCAGUAAUCUCGUUAAAACACGACGCAGAGCUGUGGGCUGGUGGAAACGCCUCUUUUCGCUGAAGGAAGAAAAGCCUAAAAUGUACUUCAUGACCAUGAUCAUUUCUCUUGCCGCCGUCGCUUGGGUGGGACAGCAAGUUCACAACCUGCUUCUUACCUACCUGAUUGUGACUUUUGUGCUGUUGCUUCCUGGACUAAAUCAACGCGGAAUCAUCUUGAAGUACAUUGGAAUGGCCAAAAGGGAGAUAAACAAGCUUCUCAAGCAAAAAGAAAAGAAAAACGAAUAACGCGGCUUCAGUUGAGUGCGCCCUGCCCCUGGGAACAGUUGUGCCGCGCUGUCUGGAUACUAAAAUGUUACAGUGGCCCUUUGCUCCCCUCCCUCUGCCCUUGUUAAUAGAUUCACACAGGCCAGGCUUUGUGCUGUGUCUAGCCAGGUGUAGCUGGGUGCAUUCCCAUCAGUAGAACUCGUUUUACUGAAUUUUUGUUGUUUUUGACAACUUCCUUUAAAAUCCUAAGGUGGUGAACUUUGCUCUUUCGUACAGUGAACUGUGAUUUUGGGUAACUGUUGAUACUUGCUUUAGCUGUGUUCAAGGUAGUGGUCUGUGGCUACAGGAAGCUGGUUCUACUGUCUGCUUCCACAGUCUGCUUAACAAGCUGUCUUGUCUUUGUGAGUAAAGAGACCACUUUUGAUGAAGAGACCACUUAAGAUUCAUUCCUGAUUUCCCACAGUGGGAGAAUGCCCAUGGAAUAGGAUAAAAUUGCACACCCUAGUGUAUGAAAUGUAGCAGAUUUAGGAGGCAUUGCCCUUUGUUCAGAUGAGGAAUCUGCCAACUUAGACCGACGUCGUUCCCUUCAUGCAGCUUCAAGUUAGUCCUUGAACAGCUUUUGAACAAUCUUCCAGAAGAGCGUAUUUGGAAAUCUUAGCUCUCUCUUUGUUCUGGAUUUUCAGCUGACUUUAAAUGUCUGUGACUUUACUCCAAGGCCAGCUAGGAAUAUAAAGUCUCCUUUGUUCUCUCAGUAGAAAACUAGAACAUCUAUUACUUUUUAAGCAGAUAAAAAGUCUUUAAAAGUCCGGAAAUCCCCCCCCCCCCCCCAGCCCCUUGCCAUAAUGCUGGCUGUAUUUCAGCGGCUCCAGCUUUACACUUGGAAGUGCUGUCUACACUGGUGUUUGCCUUUUUUUUUUUUUUUUUUUUUUUUUGCGGGGUUGUAGCUGAGACAGACUGCUGACAGGUGACUUUGUGCUGGGUAGCGUUUGUAACUCCUUAAGCUUUAUAGGUAGACUUUUAGAUAGACUUUUCAAGCAGUUGAAAUCUUCAGGACUGAACCUCUGAGGGCCAAAAUAGGACACAUUUGGGAACAACGCUUUAACCCAUGAACUAGCUGUAUCAUAGUUUGUGGAUCCAUUGCACUGAUCUGCGAAGCCUGAACCUUGUGCAUCUGCCUCUGUUUUCUCACCUCCCCAGCACUGUAAACAGUGGCACCUGUUGUAGCAUGUGUUUGUUUGUUUUUAAUGUUUCAUGACACCCACCUUAAUUUUACAUGUUUUCUUGUAAAUAAGCCUGCCUUCCUACCUGGAAUUUUUUUUUGUGUGUGUGUGUGUGAAUAAUAUAUGUUCUACCAAUUAACUACUUUGGCAGUUUUAAUCAUUUCUUCUACUUUGUUUUGUGUAAAAGCGGGAUAAUUAAAAAAAGACCUGGAA
Arvicola amphibius (Eurasian water vole) is the source of this 2145-nucleotide messenger RNA. It is a transcript of the gene Arl6ip1, whose product is annotated as ADP ribosylation factor like GTPase 6 interacting protein 1. The transcript is spliced from 6 exons. Bases 122 to 733 code for a protein of 203 amino acids. NCBI's taxonomy places the organism in Eukaryota, Metazoa, Chordata, Mammalia, Rodentia, Cricetidae. The record is from RefSeq and is a predicted model, not a curated record.